CUGCGCGGCGGUAGGGUCUGCGGCCGUGGGGAGGCAGGAAAAUGGCGCUGACGCAGGGGACCAAGCGGAAAGUCUGCUACUACUACGACCGAGCGGGGCGGCGGGGAGCGGGCCCCCCCCGCGCCCCGUGCCCGCAGCGCUGCCGGGACGGGAGCAUGCGGCUCCUCUUCCUCUGCCUCCUGACUCUCGCUGAUUGCUACGGGCAAGCGGCGCAGACGCGAUUCGUGGAGGAGCCCGAGGACCAGACCGUGGUGGCCGGGCAGAGGAUCGUGCUGUCCUGCGUGGUGCUCAAUUACUCCGGGAUCGUGCAAUGGACCAAGGAUGGGCUGGCACUGGGCAUGGGGCAGGGCCUCAAAGCCUGGCCACGCUACCGCAUCGUGGGCACGGCCGACUCGGGACAGUACAACCUGGAGAUCAGCGACGCUGAGCUCUCCGACGACGCCGUCUACGAGUGCCAGGCGACCGAGGCCGCGCUGCGCUCACGCCGGGCCAAGCUCACCGUGCUCAGUAAGGAGCAAAAUAGGGAUGCUGGGCACCCGGAUCUAGCAUGGAUAACAGGUACACACAUCAGACAGGGAUGCUGGAUGCCCAGAUCUAGCAUGGAUAAUGGGUACACACAUCAGAUAGGGAUGCUGGACACCCAUCUAGGCAGAGGUGCUGGGUGCCCACACAUGGCAGUUUUGGGGCUCUCCCUUCUCACUGUUCCAUGCAGUGCUGGGCUGGGUGGUUCUCCCCUUGCUCCCACCCUCUGCCACGCCGAACCCCAACUCAGUGCUCGUGGUGGCUCCGUUCACCUUCCCACAGAUCCCCCGACUGUCACCCUGUCCAUCCAGCCGCAGACGGUGCAGGAGGGCGAGCGGGUUGUGUUCACCUGCAUGGCCACCGCCAACCCUGAGAUCAAAGGUUACAGGUGGGCCAAGGGCGGGGUGAUCAUUGAGGAGGCCAAGGAGAACAGGUACGACACGCAGGUGGACUACACCUUCUUCACGGAGCCCGUCUCCUGCGAGGUGCACAACGACAUCGGCAGCACCAACGUCAGCACGCUGGUGGACGUGCACUUCGCCCCUCGCAUCAUGGUGGCCCCCAAACCCACCGUCACCGACAUCGGCUCCGAUGUGACGCUGACCUGCAUGUGGUCCGGCAACCCCCCGCUGACCCUCACCUGGACCAAGAAGGAGUCCAACAUGGUGCUGAGCAACAGCAACCAGCUGUACCUGAAGUCGGUGACGCAGGCGGACGCGGGGCAGUACAUCUGCAAAGCCAUCGUCCCCCGCAUCGGCGUGGGCGAGCGCGAGGUCACCCUCUAUGUCAACGGGCCCCCCAUCAUCUCCAGUGAGGUGGUGCAGUACGCGGCGCGCGGCGACCGCGGCAAAGUGGAGUGCUUCAUCGGCAGCACGCCGCCACCAGACCGCAUCGCCUGGGCUUGGAAGGAGAACAUUUUGGAGGCAGGGACGCUGGAGCGCUACACGGUGGAGAGGACCACCAUGGGCAGCGGGGUGCUGUCCACCCUCACCAUCAACAAUGUGAUGGAGGCCGACUUCCAGACCCACUACAACUGCACCGCCUGGAACAGCUUCGGGCCAGGCACCGCCAUCAUCCAGCUGGAGGAGAAAGAGGUCCUGCCCGUGGGCAUCAUCGCCGGGGCCACCAUCGGGGCCAGCAUCCUCGUCAUCAGCUUCCUCGUGGCACUCGCCUGCUUCCUCUACCGGCGCCGGAAAGGAAGUCGGAAGGAUGUCACCCUGCGCAAGCUGGACAUCAAGGUGGAGACGGUGAACAGGGAACCACUGACGCUGCAUGCUGACCGGGAGGAGGACACAGCCAGCGUCUCCACUGCCACCCGUGUCAUGAAGGCCAUCUACUCGUCGUUCAAGGAUGACGUGGACUUGAAGCAGGACCUGCGCUGUGACACCAUCGACACCCGCGAGGAGUACGAGCUGAAGGACCCAACCAACGGCUACUACAACGUCCGUGCCCACGAGGACCGCCCAGCCUCCCGCACUGUGCUCUACGCCGAUUACCGUGCGCCGGGGCCGGGCCGUUACGACGCGCGCCCACCCUCACGUCUGUCCCACUCCAGUGGCUACGCUCAACUCAACACCUACAGCCGCGGCCCCGCGUCCGAGUACAGCGCCGAGGCGGCAGCGGGCACCGGGGCCCCUCCGGGUACAGCAGGCGGUGAAACAGCCAGCCAGCUCUCCUAUGAGAACUAUGGGGGGCACGCUGCCUUCCCGGCCGGCGGUGGCUACGGCGGGUACCGGCUGGGCUACGGGCAGCCCACCAGCCUGGAGCGGGCACCCUACGACGCCUACGACCCCAUGGGCAAGUACGCCAGUGCCACCCGUUUCUCCUACACCUCCCAGCACUCGGACUAUGGGCAGCGCUUCCAGCAGCGGAUGCAGACACACGUUUAGGGCGGGCGGAGGGCGGCGGGUGACGGGGUCCUGGUGACCGUCCCCUGAUAUUCAGGGGCACAUCGUGACCCAACUCGCCCCACUCCAGCGUGCGCCGGGUCCCUUGUCUUCGAGCUUCCACUCCCCGCUGGGAUAUUGGUUGUCUUUGCGGUACCUUCCCAUAGGGGUCCAGGGUGUCCUCCUCUGCUGGACCCCCCGGACCCCUCCCUGUCUCAGUUGGGGGGACCCCGGAGCCCUCUCGAUGGGGGCAUGGCCCCGCCAGCACCACCCGUCCUAUGGCACACGGGAGAUGCUCUGUGCACGUAUACAUCCGUAUGCACACA
This is a messenger RNA of Numida meleagris (helmeted guineafowl), 2734 nucleotides long. RefSeq names its product kin of IRRE like (Drosophila) (gene KIRREL1). Gene Ontology annotation, molecular function: cell adhesion molecule binding. Gene Ontology annotation, biological process: cell-cell adhesion. Gene Ontology annotation, cellular component: cell-cell junction. The coding region runs from base 42 to 2411 and encodes 789 amino acids. The record is from RefSeq and is a predicted model, not a curated record. Lineage: Eukaryota; Metazoa; Chordata; Aves; Galliformes; Numididae. The transcript has 13 exons.